Molecule: messenger RNA, 17759 nt
Organism: Bicyclus anynana (squinting bush brown)
Lineage: Eukaryota; Metazoa; Arthropoda; Insecta; Lepidoptera; Nymphalidae
Gene: trx
Product: histone-lysine N-methyltransferase trithorax
Exons: 13
Coding region: 278-13537 (4419 amino acids)
Biological process (GO): positive regulation of DNA-templated transcription
Cellular component (GO): nucleus; histone methyltransferase complex
Molecular function (GO): DNA-binding transcription factor activity; sequence-specific DNA binding; histone H3K4 methyltransferase activity
Source: RefSeq, a predicted model, not a curated record
UACGACGGCGUUAACGAUCAGUCUACCAUUAAAAUGAUGGAUGAUGUCGUACCUUGCAAAAACUGUGUAAAGUGUUUGUUUCAAUAAAUAAUGUGAAGGGUGCUAUUUGUAUUUAUGUUUGACUGUGUAUAUGAAGAGAACUGCGUCGUAAUUUGUCGUACACAUUGCAUAAAUGAGUGGAAUGGCGUUGCGGAGCGCGCGGGCCCGAGCAUGCGCGCCAGUUUCAUCGCGACCGCUGGGAACACACUGAGUGUCCUUCGUUUACGUGCAAAUCAAAAUGGGAAGGUCUAGAUUCCCCGGUAAACCCCUCAAAUUCCAGAACAGAAAACGUAUCAGUGUCUUAUCGGGCGCCGUUUAUCAUGAAACUGCUCCGGAGAAUCACUCCGCCAGCCGUAGCUCGGCCCCCAACGAUUUUGCUGGGGAGAAAGAGGAAGAAGAAAAGAAGGAAACUAGUAAUGAGAAUGAAGCUAAUGGAACCGGUGAAGAUAAAACAACCAACGGUGUAGACAAAAACAACCCUGACAACCAAGAUAAGGACUCUGCAAAGUCCCCUGUACGCACAAGGUCCCAGAAUAAAAUGGAGCCAACAAAAAGUGAGAAACCAAAACCAGUGAAGAAAACAGUGACAUUUGGCACAGUUGAGAGCUGUGAAGAUAUUUUUUUGCCACUGAAAAAGGUUCCGAUAAAACACCACGCGCCACUUGUGUCCAUUAUAAAAAAGAAAUCCUCUCUCAAACAGACAGAGUACUCUACUUUCAAUAGCAUACUAAAACCGGCGAAACUAACUGACUUAAGCUCUAAAUCUUCAUCAGAACACCAAGAGGGGUACUUGAGGAAAAACUUGAAUCCCCUAUCUAAACCUACAAAUAAGUUUUCACAGUUCAGUGAAACUCGUAGCACAUCUCCUCCUCCUAGAAAUAUUUCUCCAACAGAAAAAGAAAGUGCAAACUCAGCUAAAUUUGUACUGCCAGUGAGAAGCAGUCACUCAUCAAGAGUAAUUAAGCCUAACAAACGUUUUAUUGAUGGCGAUGAGCAAACUACUGUUCCAAGCAGCUUGUCCUCGGGCAAAGUCCUCAAGAAACCAAAGCUGAAGAGGUUAGUCUUCAAUAAUUUACAUGACGAUGAAGAUACACCAGACGAAGAGGAUUCUGAUAAAACUAAUGAUAAUGAAAAAGCAAAAGAGAAGCAUACCCUUGCUUCGAAUCUUUUUAAAGAUAAAACAUCAAAUACAUUUCCGAAUCUUACCAACGCAGGCCCUAGAAAGCCUGUACGUGAUCUAUUUUCAUAUGAAGAAAGAGAUAAAGAAUAUUCUCCAGAUGAAAAUUCGAAUGUCGAAAGUCUAGAGAAAUUGAAAUCUCCAGAACCAAACAAAGAAGAAAGAUCAGGACAUGCCAUGAGGAAGCUUAUGGACAUAUCUGAUGCAAGCACUUCUACGAGUAGUAGUGGAUCUGAGUCUGAAGAGAGUUGGGAGAGUGAGAGUCUCGAAGGAAGUGGGGAGGAAGGGGAAAGACAGCCUCCGACAAGCCCUGAAAAGGACAAAUCGUCAGCAUCUCAGUUGCUCAGUGGAAAAGUCAUCAUCAGGGAGGCCAGGUUGCAGCUAACAUCCCCUGCACCCUCUACUGCUGGGUUGGAUGGACCUUUCUCUGCACUAACCACAGUUUCAUCAAACAAUCCCCCAGCAACGGUUACGUGCGGGGUCUGCGGCGCCGUCCGCUUCUACAGGUUCGUGCGGCAAGCGAGAAAGUUCGGCAUCUACUCGUGCGAGUCGUGUCGGAAAUUCAUCUCCAAGUUGCUGAAGAAAGACAAAAUGGUCCUACGAACAUCACCUGUGGCCACGCACUGCGUAAGGGGUGAAGGUAACUGUCACGUCCCCCCAGUUGUUCGAUCUCAGCAGUGGAAACUACUCAAGUGUACUAACAAGUCGCGUUGUCCAGCGUGUUGGCUCAAGUUGUGCUUAAAAGCUUUCCAAGUACCACCACACAUACGAGCCACUUUGACUGCUAUGUUGCCUCCUUACAUGAGGACUGGGGCCAAGGCCCCGGGGCCCUUAGCGCCGGCCCACCCCCUGAGAAUAGGGUCCAGUAAUACACCGGCCACACCAACAACAUUCAACACUUUGGGCGGUGAAAAUGAAAGCAAUAUAUUUGCUAUUAAACCAACGAAGAAACCCUCCGACGAUACUGAAAAAUCUGAGGAGAAAGAUGCAAAGCAGAACAAAGAUCAAGAAGCAAAUGAAGAAAACGAUGAGGACUUCAGCACAAAUAGGAAGCGACGGUUAACUAGAGUUAAAGUACGGAAGAAAGAUAAAAGCGAAUCAAAACAGACGGAGGAUCCCAAACGCCAGAAAAUGGAACUCAAGGGUCCCAGAGUUAAGCAUGUUUGUAGAAGCGCUUCUAUUGUUUUGGGACAACCAAUCGCUACAUUCCCUACUUCUGAGGAAAAAGAGAAGAAUGAUAAACCAGAGGACGAUGCUACUUCUGUGCCAGUUGUAGAGAAAGAUAGAGAGACGCUAGAAUUGCCCAGUGAACCUGGAUUGGACGUUGAGAACAAAUCACAAGUGGUUCCUGAAGUUGCUACUAAGGAUGGUGAUUCAGAAGUGUCAAUUGAGCCCAAGAAGAGAAAGAUAGAAGUUGUGACGAAGUCACAGAGCAAAGACUCCAGUGAGGAUGAGACUAUCAUGGACCUUGUACCAAGGAAGACUACAAUGAAACCACUUACAAAUAUUACUAACGUGCGAGGUCGUACUCAAAAGUGUGGUCAAAAUCGGCCCGAAUUAAUAUGUGUAGAUUUUUGGGAAAGUUAUGAUCCAGACGAAGUGUGCAACUCUGGCUUUGGUCUCAUCGGGACCAUACCGUUCACAAUAGCCAAGCUGUGUUUCUUGUGCGGCAGUGCUGGCAGGGAAAAGAUGCUAGUGUGCGGCAGCUGCUGCGAGUGGUACCACGUGUGGUGCGCGGAGGAGGCGGGCGGCGGCGGCGCGUGGACGUGCGCGCGCUGCGUCUGGUGUGCGGCGUGCGCGCGGCCCGCCGCGCGGCUGCGCUGCCGCACGUGCGCGCGCCCCUACCACGCCGCGUGCCUGACCGCCGCGCCGCCCGACCACCGCAGCGACUGGCCGCAGAUUUGCAGUUCAUGUCUGAAGUGCAAGAGUUGCGACAGCAACCGAGUCAACAAGUUUGUAGGAAGCUUGCCGUUCUGCAGACCUUGCUUCAAACUUCGUCAGAAGGGCAACUACUGUCCACUUUGUCAAGCUUGUUACAGAGAUAAUGAUUUUGAUAGCAAGAUGAUGGAAUGUGGUUGGUGCGCAAGAUGGGUUCAUGCAAGUUGUGAAGGCUUGUCUGGGGAAGAAUACCAGCUCCUGUCUGCUCUGCCGCCGUCAAUCGAAUACAUUUGCUGCAAGUGUAUGCCAGUCGAUCCUCCGUGGCGAAAAAUGCUCACAGAACAUCUAAAGGGGAGACUGUUGCACCUGCUCAAGUUGCUUGCCAAAAAUAAAAAGGCCUGUGCACUAUUAAAAUUGACACCCCACAAAAACACACCGGUACCUAACAAACCAUACAGGAUCAUGUCCCCUCAGGCUAUAAGAAAACUACAUUUUGACAGUAAUGAUGACUCCCUAAAGAACACUACUGAAACUAAAGUCUACCGUAACACUGCGCGGGGACGUCGCAACAAUAAUCUCUCUCAAAAUAAAUUUGAUGAUCCCAAUGCAUUCCAAAUAUGGAACUGUUCUUCAUUGCUGACUGAUGUGGAAAUGGAGAAAGAAGAAAUUCCACAUACUUCACAUAAAGUUGUCAAUCUUCAAGAGCCAUUAAUGCAAAACAAGGAAAUCUGUUUCUCAACUGGUCUCUACAACAACAAAACUGAGUUCAACACGCCGUGCGUAGAAGUUCACGAAAAUUAUCCUCACCAAAAUAAAACAGAAAAGGCAACCACCAUGUUGCCAACUACCCUACAUGACGACAAAUAUGAACCAAUAUCUGAUGAUGAAGAGCCGCCAAAAUGUUUCCCUCAGGCUCGUAGUGAACAAGAUCUGAGCCCAGCAAUUAUAAGACAGUCAUGUCUGUCUGUUGAAGACACCACAGUUGAAGAUAUUAAUAGGAUAUUGUCACCAUCGUUGCUGGAUAUAAAGAAAAGAGUAAACAGUGACGAAUAUAUUUCUUUAAAAGAUUUUAACCAUGAUAUGAAAGAUGUGAUUGAAAGAACAGCUAGUGGAGAUCUCCAUUCCAUUUAUAAGGACUUAUUUUCUGAGACAUUUCCAUGGUUUGACUGUGAAAAUAAUUGUCUACAGCCAAACUUAGAAGUUGAGGGUGAGCUGGAAGAUUCUGAUUCUUUGAAAGAUGUGGAAAUGGCAGAUACCAAAGGCAUUAAAACAACUACCCAAGUUGAACGACCACUAGACCAACUAGUGCCGAAAUUGGAAUCUGAAGGUGAAAAAGAAGAAGAAGAACUGUUAGAAUUUUACCCCAUAGUUGACUCACGAUUGUGUGUGCUUUGCAAAACUACGGGCGAUGGGUCGCCAUCUAUGGAAGGAAGGUUGCUUUAUUGUGGACAAAAUGACUGGAUCCAUGCCAAUUGUGCACUAUGGUCAGCAGAAGUGUUUGAAGAAAUUGAUGGCUCUUUACAAAAUGUGCAUUCAGCUAUAUCAAGAGGAAAGAUGAUUAAAUGUGCAGAUUGUGAAGUUAAAGGUGCAAGUGUUGGUUGCUGUGCAAAGAAUUGCAGCGAGACAUAUCAUUAUGCAUGUGCUAGAAAAGCUGGCUGUGCGUUUAUGGAUGACAAAAGAGUAUUCUGCCCUACACAUGGAAAGGACAUUCCUAAAAAGAGCUUACAGAAAGAUGCAGACUUUGAAUUAACAAGACCAGUCUAUGUAGAGCUGGACAAGAAAAAGAAACGCUAUAGUGAAAUAAACAAUGUGCAAUUUUUAAUGGGCUCUUUGACUGUUCACAGUCUAGGUAAAAUAGUACCAUCAGUAUCUGAUUAUGAAGAAUUUCUAAUGCCUGUGGAUUUUUCGUGCAGUAGACUAUUUUGGUCUUGCAAGAAACCCUCCAAAAUUGUGAGAUACACUAUUAAAACAAAACUAAUACUUGCUGAACCAAUGCCUGGUUUUGAUUUUGGUGUCAAUAUAACAGUUGACCACUCAAUGGAAGUCCAAGUUGUUGAACGUGUUAUUGCCGAAAUCGGGGCAUGGCAUGAGAGCUUAGAAGGUGGCUCUGGUAAAACAGUGCACAUGCUCAAAAGUGACAAGUCUCCCAUCAAAUUUGGAAAUACAGUAACUUUAGAAGAUCUGGCAGUUAAAAAAGUAGUAGAGUAUUUAUUAGAUAAUGUCUGCAAGCAAGAACAACAAGAUGAAGAAGAACCUCAAAACACGGCUGAUCUUCUUCCACCUGAAGUUAAAGAUGCAAUAUUUGAAGACCUCAAUCAUGAUCUUCUGGAUGGUAUAUCAAUGCAAGAUAUUUUUCCAAAGCUAAUGUCUUACGAGGAUCUUAUUGCAAUGGACUUGAAAAGUGAAUUUUAUGGAGCCAUUGCUCAAUCUGAUGAUAAAUCGGACUCUCGUUCCAGUGAUUUUAUUGACGAAUUAUUAAACGCACGAUCAGAAUCAGGUAAUAAAGAAUUAAAAAGAAGUAAAUCUGAGAUGCUGUUACAAAAUCACAACCUUAAAACCUUGACAACUGGUCGGGGACAACAAAGGUCUACCAGUUUGACAUGGAACAAUAAAUUUGAUACAAGUUUAUUGACAUCUACUAUAAAACGGUGCAAAAUGGGAAAAUCUUCGUCAGUGAGUGGCAAAUUAAGCCCUAUUCAAAGAGUUACUGAGAGCACUCUGGAGUCUAUAAAAGAGCUGGACAAGAGUAGUUCAGAUAAAAAAGCAAAACCAGAAACAAUAACAAGCAAUGAAUGCAAUGAAGCUCCACAUUCAUCAGGCCUAAACUACCGCACGACAUCUCCUAAACAGAAAGAAGAGCCUCCUACUGAUGAUAAAACUAAUAAAUCAGAUGGAUACUAUAUUGACGUCAUCGAUUUUUACACAAAGAUCCAAUGCAGUCCUAUUUCUCAAUUGGAUGGUGCAGCAGAUUGGUCAGGUUCUGAAAGCACAUGCAGUUCCCGACCAUCGAGUCCGCAAGAAGAUUUUACACCAAUACAACAACUUGAUGGUGCAGAAGAUAAUCUUGGCAAUGACAACUCUGGCAAGUGCCAAACAAACCAGUUUCUAUACAGGGCAAGUGGAUCUGAGAGUACAUAUACAGUCACUAUUGCUGGGAACUCAAUCAGUGGACAACCAGAGCUGGUGAUGCGACCUUUGGAUGACAACUCUGGUACAUCUGGACAGAUGGAACAGUUAGUAAGAUGUGACAGGUGUCAGUGUACGUACCGAAAUAAAGAAUCUUACGACAGACACAUCCCAUCUUGUGAUAUGAUGUCGACAAGUGAAAGCGAAAGUGAAAAUCCGAAAUCUCCUGAGAAUAGGACACUGGCCACUCUUCAAAAUGCUUUUCAAGGGGCUUUUGCUCAACCCUUGAUUAUUCACGCGGGAGUUGUUAGUGGAAGUGACAACACAGUUAAAGCAGAGGGUAUUUCUGCUAGAAGAACAUCUAUUAAUACGAGACAAAUUACGAUUAAUGGUACAAUUGUUGAAACACCUUCACCAGGCCCAACAAAUGAGAUGACAAUGACUAUAACAGAGCAAAUGAAAUCAGGCACUGUUAUAUUUGAUCAAAGUAAAACUAAUAAUGUGUCUGCUAAUCAACAAGUAUUAUCUUCACCACAAAUAGUUGUAACACCACAAAUGCUGCUUCCCCCUAAAACAAGUUCAGCUGGUGGGCAAAAAAUAAUGACCCCACAAUUAAUUACGCAACAGGGUAUUAUUCCCUACAAUAUUUGCUUAAAACCAGGCACUGGAAAUGCAAAUAUACAGCAAAUCCAAGGGAGUGAUAUGGCACAAUUAUUGUCUGGGUCAGGAGGAAUUCAGGUGUUAUCAUCCAAUACUAACCAAGUAUUAACAAUUCCAUCAAAUCAAGCUGGUAAUAUUACACCAAUGAUCCAAAGCAAAAAUCAAGUAACAAACUUUCCUAAUAUGGCUAGUGCAUCAUCAAUUACUCUACCAGUUAAUUCGAUCCAAGGAAUGCCUAAUGCUUCAAUAAUACAAAAUAUUCAACCUAUGAUAAGACCACAACUUCAAGGAAAUCCCACUAUUGUUAUGCCAGCUAUGACUGCCCAAAGGCUAACGUCUCCAAAUUCGCACACCAAACAACAAUUAAUUCUGCCAGGUACACCACAGAAAUCACCUAAAAAGCAACCAGCGCCAGUACAGCCAAAACCAAUUUUCCAGGCUGCUAAUAGAGGCAGAGGAAGACCAAUUCCUAAACCAGCAACUAAAAUAAGGCAAACAAAGUUAGAGAAGACAUUUACCACAAUUAACCAGUCUCCUUUAGGACCAGGAAACACUGUUAUCCAGUUACAAACAAAUAAUCAGACAGGACAGCCUUCGAUUAUUGUGCAGCCAGUUACUAACCAAAAUAUUAUGUCAGCAUAUGUUGAAGCAUUGUCUCAACAGCAGAAUCAAAAUAUGCAAUACAUAGCAACUAUUGCACCUCAAGGAGACUUUAAAACUGGACCAACACAAUUUAUAUCACAGAGUGGACUUAUGCCUCAAACAUUUCAAAUUCAACAAACAGAAUCUGGGGGCUUAGUCGCUGUGCCAAGUGGAGGUAUACCCGUUUUGUUGCCUCAAGGAAAUGUCGGCAUAUUACCGCAAGCUCUACAACAAGGAGCUACAAUACUUCCACAAGGAGCUAUUCAGACACAAGGCAUAAUAUCUCAAGGACCUAAUGGACCCACAAUACUGCCGCAAGCCAUACACACUCAAAAUGGAACUACAAUAAUACCCCAAGGCACUAUACAGGGUCUGACGUCUGGUAAUAUAACAUCUCAAGCCUUACAAACUGGAACUGUAGUACCUCAAAGUGGCAUUGGGAAUGGACAAACCACUAUUAUACCCAAUGCAUUAUCCUCACAAGGAAAUACAAUAAUAACUCCUGCACCUGGUACGACAAUUCUACCUCAAGGAACUAUAUUACCACAGUUUUGCAAUGAUCAAGUUAUUCUAGGAUCAGCGCCAACCCUGGAAAUGGUUACAGAUCCUUCUGGUUGCAUGUAUUUGACAACUACGCAACCUGUGUAUUACGGCUUGGAAACGAUUGUACAGAACACUGUAAUGUCAUCGCAACAGUUUGUGUCCACUGCAAUGCAAGGUGUUCUUGCACAAAACAGUAGUUUUUCUGCAACUACCACUCAAGUGUUUCAAGCCAGUAAAAUAGAACCCAUUGUAGAAGUUCCCACUGGAUAUGUAGUGGUGAAUAAUGUUGGUGAUACUGUAGUGACGCAAGCAACAUCUUCGGCACCAAAUGUCGUUACGGCACAAACAGUACAAUCGUCACCACCUGCUCUGAAAAAUGUUAAAACUUCAGUUCCGAAUUUGACCUUGCAACCAUUACCUGAUAAACAGUCUAAUAACAAUCGGCAAACACCAAAAGUUAUACAAAUGAGUGCAGCUCCUCUAACAAUUGGACCUCAACAAGGAAACAUUAUAAAUGGAAAACAAAAUCUGAAUCCUAUCACUUCACAGAUACAUAGUAUGACUUUGUCAAAUGCAUCACAAAGUUUACAGAGAGUCAACAUAUCAAAACCUAAUAUUGUCUCUAUGUCACCAAAUGUGACUCUCGUAUCAUCAAUCGGACAACCUUUAAUGGCAAUUUCACAAUCUAUACCUAAUACAGCGUCAUUUUGUAUGCAAUCAAUACCUUUGUCUCAACCAAUUGUUUCAAGUUCCAUUGCCCCUUCUACUAGCAAAAAUAACACGAUGAAGAUUGAAAACUCGCAUGUAAUUGAAAUAAGUGGUAACUUACAUGAGAACUCAAAUUGCUCUAGUUUACCGACAAUAAGUGUGACGCAAAGCAUUAAAUCGCCGACGCCAUGGAGAAAUACACAGCUUGAAAAUAAACUCGAUCAUCAUAAUAUGGCCACCAAAGCCAAUUCUACUUUAAACUCUUCAAUGAAUAUUCAAAAUAACUUACUUGGAAGACAGAUGGCACAUAAUGAACUUGGCAAAGAUAACCAGAACUGCUUACUUUCUAUGAAUAAUACUGGAAAUUCUUUGAACACCAUGCAUCAAUUUGACUCAAAUAUCAAUGCUAGUCAUCAUUCUACUGGACAUACUUCUAAUAAUGUAAUUCAAAUCACAGCGGGAAACAUUUAUCCUCCUGCAUCGUCUAUGAAUACUAAUUUUGAUGUUGACACAACAUUAAAGUUGAGUAAGAUAAAUGCAUUAUCAAAAACUGAAGGAGGUCACUUGAACUUCUCCCAAGAAAUAAUGGCAUCGCAUUCGCAACAUCAUGCGCAGAAUGACAAAACUUUUCAAAAUAUUGGCCCUGCUGAAAAUAAACAUAAUGAAAACAUCCAAAACCAAAUAAAUAUACACAAAUUGAGUAGUUGCCAAGUUCAAGGAAAUUUGAACAAUUCUCCUUCAAUUAGUAUAAUCCCAUCUAAUAUGAUAAAACCGCAGAUGCCUAGUAAUCAAAACUCGAUGACUGUUUCUAAUAACCAGAAUCAAAUGUGUUCUGUUUCAAACAGUUCAACACACGGACAAGUACAGUUGAUGAAUUCUGUAAAUACGUCAAUGCAAAAUGUAAAUAUGUCAUGUCAGGAGUUAGCCAAUAAUAGAGUUAAUAUGUCUGUGUCUAACGACAACAAUCAACAUGAUUUGACUAACAAUGGUCUAAGUACAUCCACUUUGUCACAUGGUGGUAUGCAAAUAACGCACGAUAGUGGACAACAUACUUCAUCUAAUCAAAUUCACAUUAUGAAUGGUCAGAUUCAACAUAACCGACACGUAGACAAUAGUGGAUCAAUGCAACAAUUAAAUCAAGGGUCCAGUAACAGAUCUUACCAUGAUAAUUUUAUUAGCGGUCAGUCUAGUCAUAAUCAAAGCAAUAUGCUUUCUAAUCGGAGUACACCAGACAACAACAAUGUAAUGAGCCAGAACAUUAGUAUGCACAAUAUAUCAAAUAAUCACAACAUGAAUCGCGCAGAAUUGAGUGAUUUAAACCAUAUGCACAUGAAUCAAUCUUUAUCUAAUAUGAACAAUAUGCAGAAUAAUAGAAUGAUGAUGGAAAACAUGCAGUCUCAUAGUAUAAAUAAUUCUAACCAUCAAAUCCAUUCAAAUAACAGAUCUAUGGAAUCUUUACAUAAUCAGCAGAUGCAUUCUAUGCAACAAAUAAACCAUCAUAUGACUAGUAAUAACAGUCGUUCACAAUUAGAUAACAACAUGCAUAUGAAUCAACAAAUGACUAUGCAACAACAGAAUAGACAAAUGGAUAAUGUUAUACAUCACCACCAACAUCAAAUGUCUAAUAUGAUGCAAUUACAAAACUCACGUCCGCAUAAUAUGGAAAAUACAUUGAUGGGUUUGCACCAACAUGUUUCAAAUCAAAUGCAUAAUAGACAACAGAUGGAUAACACUAUGCACAUGCAUCAUAAUAUGUCAGGAAACAAUGUUAAUAUGGGCCUUGGUAAUCAGUUAGACAGUUCGACUGGCAUGCCCACCAUGCAUGGCAACAGACAUGACAACAGUUCUAUGGCAAUGCAAAAUCACAGUAAUAUGAAUCAGUUGCAAAAUAGAAAUUCGAUGGAUCAUAACAACAUGAUGCAACAUCAAAUUAAUAACAUCAAUUCUAUGAAUAUGCAUAACAAUCUUAACAAUGUUAUGCAAAUGUCUAAUGCUAAUCAUCAAUCUCUAAAUAAUUCAUUGAUGCAUAUGCCUAAUAUACCUGAUAUUAAAAAUGAACUUCAGAAUUCAUGCGGUGGCAGUUGUUCGAGUACCAGCUCACAGUUCACGAAUAAUCAGACCUCAUUUGAAAUGUGCACAAAUAUGAAUACUACUAAUAAUAUGAACAUGAGCAACAAUGGAAACAUGAUGCAUGGUAUGAACGUAAACAAUACCAAUAUGUCUAAUAAUAUGAUGAUGAACAAUGUUAAUAAUAGCUCUAUUUACGGCGCUAAUAAUCAAAAUUCUCUCAAUAGUCAUGAUCUGUUGUUGAGUUGCAACAACUCUACAGAAGUUUCUAAUAUUAUGUCGAAUUCUAAUCAUAUGAUGAUGAACAAUACACAAUCACAUUCUAGUAAUAACCAAAAUCCAAUGUUGACAGGUCAAGUUCCAAAUAACCCUCAAAUAAAUAUGAGCAGCUGCAGUAUGAAUGUUAACAACUUGAACCAAACACCAAUGACUAAUAUAGAAAGCCAAAUAAAUAGGACUAACAUGGCAGUAAAUGAACAACCGAAAUUUGUACAAGAACCAGUGAGAGGGAAAAAUAUUAUGGGACCGCCGUCUAAUACAAAUAUGCCUGUUAGCGACUGUGCUAAAAUUAAUGUAGUUGGGACUCCCGACAAACAAAAUCAUUCGGUUCCCGGCAAUAACCAAAUGGGAUUCAUGCAAAUUAAUCAACAAAAUAAUAACAGAGUUAUAAAUCUGCCAGAGAGAAAUAGGCUAAAUAAUGCAAAUCUCGAGAAUAAUAUGAAUCAACAUGUACCUCAACAGCACAACAUACGUGUGGUAACAAACAAUACUAACAGCAAUGUUGCGGGAAUUUCCAAUGAUCCUUUGACUUAUCAGCAAAAAACCGAAAGUAGCACAAUGAUUAAUGUACCAUUCCAAGCAAUUCCUAACAGUGCGCCAAUGAAUAUUAACGUUAAUUCGAGUAAUAACACGGUUAACAUAACCGUUCAAAAUAAUCUGGUAGACCCUAAAAUCGCCACAAAAGCUGCUGCGGAUUUGAAUUUCCCAAUUCAAACUAACAGUAAUUUAUUACAAAAUCAAAAUCAAAAUAAUAGUAAUAACAUGAUUUGCAUACCCGUCAACAACAACAGCACAAUUAAUUUACCAACUCAGAACAGUACUAGUAUAACUCUACCAAAGGCUCCUCCUACACAGCAGUCUGGUAUACCGACAAACGUUGUAAAUCCCAUGACAAUGCGGCCGAUGAAUAGAGUUCUGCCAUUACAUAGAGACGGUCAAAGUAAAUCCACAAAGACUUCCGGUUGUAAAGCUCCCACAGCACCUAAACAAAGACCUGUGAGCCAUGAUAUGCCGGAUUUAAAUGUCAAAGAUGACAGUAUUGACAGUGACCUCGAAAAGGCAAUCGAAGAAUCUAAAAGAAUGCAAGUGAUAGAAAAAGCGAAAAGAGAAAAAGAAGAAAGAGAUGCGGCUCGUGCUAUACAACUGUCCAAUGAAAUGCAACAAGCAAACACAAGUUCUGCCUCAACGGCUGCUUCUAUUACGCGCCAUGAAACUAUCGAAACCAUUCCGAAAAUGCCGUCUUUGCCCAGUUUAGACGCAAUAGAACCUGAACCGCCUAAAGUAUUAACGGUAAAAGACACAAAUAAAUCUGUGACAUCUAAAGUUCCAAAUCCGUCAACUAAAGUUUUAAAACGACCGUUAUUAGACAAAAAACCUGAUACAGAGACAGUAGUUACAAAGAAACAAAGUAAAGCUUCAAAAGGGCAAGAAAACAAAGCAGCUCAACCUAAACAGACGCCUGAUCCACAAAAAGAUGAUGGUCCAAAGCUCAUAUAUGAGGUGUCUUCUGAGGACGGAUUCAAUUACUCCUCAUCAUCUUUGACAGAUCUGUGGGCGAAAGUUAUAGAGGCUGUCCAGAAUUGCAGGAAACAAUCCGGGCUACCGUUAGUUCAAUACAAUCUACCGUCUACUUUAUCUGGAGCUCAUUUACUGGGUUUAAAUAAUAAUGCCUUGAGAUAUUUAAUUGAACAAUUACCUGGGGCAAAUAGAUGUACCAAAUACAAGAUACGCCAAGGUCGUCUUCUCAAUAGCUGGGACAAUGAUUUAGACCUAAGCGAAGGAUUCAAGGAGAGUCCUUGGGGAAGCGCACGUACCGGACCAGUAGCGAGGAAACUAAAUCACGACAUGUUUAGCUGGAUGGCAUCUCCUUUCAGAGAAGAGCCUCCUCCAUUUGGUGGACAAGAGGGAGAGAGCUCUAUUUCAAGGCGCUUGGCGACUUUACCCCCGGCUAUGAGGUUUAGACAACUUAAAGAGACUUCGAAGGCAUCUGUCGGAGUGUAUAGAUCACACAUACACGGACGUGGCUUAUUCUGCAAACGUGACAUAGAAGAAGGCGAUAUGGUAAUCGAGUACGCCGGCGAAGUGAUACGGGCGGUGCUGGCCGACCAGCGCGAGAAGAAGUACGAGGCGAUGAGCGGGCGGCGCGGCGUGGGCGGCUGCUACAUGUUCCGCAUCGACGACCACCUAGUGGUGGACGCCACUCUCAAGGGCAACGCGGCCAGGUUCAUCAACCAUUCGUGUGAUCCGAACUGUUAUUCCCGCGUGGUCGACAUCCACGGCCACAAGCACAUCUUGAUUUUCGCUCUACGGCGAAUAACCAUUGGCGAAGAGCUCACUUACGACUACAAAUUCCCUUUCGAGGAAGUCAAAAUACCCUGCACGUGCGGUGCGAAAAAGUGUCGAAAGUACCUCAACUGAGAAAACUGGCAGUAAGUGAAUCGAUUGUGUCAAUUAUACUGGCUUUGAGAACGAUGUGCGGUGUUCGGAAUGAAAAUAUUACUAAAGUGAUCGUGUCACUUAUAUUUAUGUUGUAUUGUUGUUUAAAACUACCGUCAUUUCAGUGUUUUUAGGCCGCGUCUAGACUUACAGCGGCCAAGUACUCAUGCACUUGGUUUCCAUGUGCGCUCAGUACAAAGGCAACUGUCGGGCUAGACGCGGCCGCAGUCUACUAAGCAAAAACACAACAAUAUGUCGGAUUAAUUACUAAAUAGCAUAAUAAUCGAUUAAGUACUUUACUGGUUUAGACAUAUGUAUUUUUAGACGAACUAAGUGUUUGAUGGUAAAAUGUUAUGAGUGUAAAGAACACGGUCAUCCUUCUUCACUCUGUUAGCAAAACGUUAUGGUGCGAAAUGAAAUACUGGGUCGAGCACAAUUUUUUAUAUGUACAUAAUUAAGACAAUAAGUCCAAAUAACAUAUCGCUUAAUUCCCACCUCUUAUCUUGACAUAUAUAGAGCCUCUAGAGCCAACGGUCACGGAAGUUUUCACGAAUCUUGUUAUGAUCUCUUUAUGAAUCUACCCAGUGUUUAAAAUUGUUGGAUUGUAAUGUAUUAACUUAUAAAUUUCCAAAUAUUAUGUAGGUAACCAAACAUCACAUUGCGGCAUCACAAAAAGCAAAUGUUAGUGAAAGGGAUUCUGUAGGGUUAAGUUUGAAGUGAAGGAGAAGUCACGAAAAUAAAUCAAGUUUACUUAUUCAAUUGGAAAUUUCUAAGUGAAUAGAAAGCAUUAUAUUAACGAUUGGUUUUCAAUAUAAAUAUUUUAUUAUUUUGUGAUAAGUUUCUAUACAUUGUGUACAUAUUUUUAAGUUGUACCUAUCGUUUUAGUUAGGUCGGUUAGAGGUUCUCGAGCGGCUUUAAUGUGUGCACGCGCAUGCGCUUUCAUUUUCAACUUUGACAUUUUGACAGUUGACAGGUGAAGAUGAAAGCGCACGAGUGUGGCCACGACUUUAGGUGUGCGGUUAACGCCAGCACUUAAUAUUGAUGUGAUAUGCGGUAACCCGAGGUUAGGAAACGAACGGUUAGUGCGUAGUAUAUUUGUUCCUCAUUUGUUCUAUUUCUCCUCUUGUGAUAAGUUAAGUCUCGACUAACGUAACGUGAAUGUACAUAUACAUGAAACUAGUUGGUAAUUAACGUAAAUACAUUCGAAUGAAGGGUAGCAAAGUUGCGAGUACAAUGUUACUUUUUUUUUUUAAUUGUAAUUUUAAUAAGUAUUUGUAUAGCUAAUUUGUAAAUAAGAGAAAUUAUCUGUCAUAAUAAUGGAUUUUAAGUGACAAAUUGUUUUAUCGUAGUCAUAGCGGUAGGGUUGUACUUUAUAGGACAUUACAUAUUACAUACAAUACAUCAUGUAUAUAAUAAGUUAUUUUGGUGUGCGGGUUGGCUCCGAUAAGUUGUUUUUGAUGGACAUUUUACAAUGAUAUAUUAAAACACGUCCAGCCCAAAAAAGAUUGAACACGACAAUGCACAUUUCUUAGCUUUAACGUUCAUUUCAACACAGCUUGAGUUCAAAACUAAUAUGUUAAUAUUAAAAGUACCAAUGUUUCUUUUUUUUAUAUUUUCUUAAUGAUAUGGUUUUUUGUGUGAUUUUAUUUUUUAUACAUAGUGAUAUAGCGUUUUAUUCAUCACAGUUUCAUCACAAUUUUCUAAAUACCAGUGUAUUUUUAAAUUUUCACAAUUCUAGUUAUAAUUAUAAUAAUAUCUAUCGUCUAGAUUCUAGAUGCAGGACCGAAUGCAAAGCUAAUUUAGGACCGAACAGUGACUGACUGCAUCUAUUAAAGCAGUAUUAACCAUAUUCCAUAGGUGAACCAGUAAAACCGAAUAAUUGUUAGUAAUAGUAAUUGUCAUUCUGUACAGAGAUGAAUUUGCACUGAUUUUUUAUUUUACAGAAAACUAUUGCCAGGGUUGCCAUCUUUUAAAUGUAACAACAAGUACAAUUUUACAACACUAAUUAAGUCCAUUUAUAGUACAUUAAAAUACUUAAAUAUUUUAUAACAUAUAAGUUACGUGGAUUGAUGACAACCCUGUUUGCAAAAUAAAAGUGGAUUUCUUUGUUGGGAAAGUAAUGGAGGAUGCCAUAACUGUUAUGAUAAGUACAGGAGGACGUCGUAGUUGAUCAUAAACAGUUUUUGAGACUUUUUAAGCUAUACAUAUACAGUAAAAAUGUAUUGUGGAGAUCAAAAAAUCUCAAAUCGUAAAUCUUUUUAGAUCAAAAAUAUGGGAAGUACAUUUUUCUGUAGUUACAGUGUAUAAGGUGCUCUUUACUGUCCCAGCAAAAGUUAUCCAUUCUGUAUAGUUUUCUUUUCACAUUAUUUUGUAUGAUAUAUAAAAAAUAUCUUAGCAAUUUAUUUACCUAUUUUGUUGAGAUAUAUGGAUUUAUACCUUUUUAUAGAGUUUACAUGUGAAAUGCGGAUUAUUUUUAAAACAAAUUCUUAGCAAUUUUUAUAUGGCUUUUUUCCAUUCUGUCGAAUUUCCGUCUGAUAUAGCUUUACCACAUGAAAGAAAAUGUAGUGGUAUUAAACCAUGAUUUUUUAACAGUAAUGGUCAGAAUUUUUGUAUUUUUGUUUUCACUUUGUUAUUUUUUAUGCACUCAUUUUUAAAACGGUUAACUUGUGGACUAGUCUUUAGGAAUUAAAUUUUUUUUAAAUAUAGCCAUACAAUAAUUUCAUUAGUUAAUUGUAAUACAUACAUGUUUCAAACAAUUUGAUCAAUAAACGUAGUAGAAGUUGUACAUCGAGUAAUGAUAAUAAAUAAUAAUAAUAAUAAAUAACAAAGUACAGGUAAUUUUAAUCAAUAUGAAUUAUUAUUAACAACUAUUUUUAAUAUAAGUUUUUAAUCAAAUAAUGUUAAUAUGAAUUAAUUAUUUUCCUCUUACCUCUGUGUACGUUCCGUAUUUAUGAAUUAGCGUUUCUGUGACGUCACGACACGUUUGCAAAUUUAAUGAUAAACAGUAUGAUUCACUCUCGGAACAUUGGUUUAUUGUUUUCUACCUACAUUUUUGUAAUAAAUAAAUAUAUUAAGACACUGCACACAUCAACAUCUAGGUCCAAACCAAACGCGGCUUGUGUUAUGGGAAUAUACUAAUGAAUAUACAUAAAUACUUAAUAAUAUUUAUAAAACAUACCAGACGCUGAAAAAUUCUGUUGCUCUUCACCCCAAUAUUUUCUAAAUCUGGAAAUUGAAUCCACGGCCUGGUUGCAAAAGGUUGGGUCAUUACCCACUGUGCCACUCUGCCUUCAUAACAUUUUAUUGUCUGGUUUCUGGAUACAGCUAAUAAGAGAGUUCCAAUAUAAUUUAAAAAAAAACCUUUGUAACAGUAUUUUAUAUUGCGUUAUUCAGUUCCAAAUAUAUAUUUUAAAUAUUGGCGAUAAAUAUUUUCAAUAUUGACGAUGGGACAUUUUAACCAUUGCCAGUUUCAUAGAAAUUAUCAAAAUUUUGUUGUACUUCAAAAACUUGCAAAGACAGUAUUUUUUUUUAAAUGCCAACCAAAUGGUUUGAACAUUAAUCUCUUUAAUUUAAAUUGAUUGGUAUAAUUAGAGCUAUCUUUUUUAGAAUUUUUGAGCUGAAUAGUAGACUUGGUAACUCAUGUCUUAUCUCCUAUUACUAAUGCUCCAAGAGUGAUUUGUGACAUGCUUCUGUCAAUCGACUAAAAAUUCUCAUUUAUAAUCUAACGAUUAUUGUCACGGCACAGAAACGCCUCUAAUGUUUUUUUAUCUCUUGACCCCAAUGGUGUUAAUCUUCUAUUGAUUUAUAUUUGUAAUAUUUGAGUUGUGUAAAAUAUAAAAUCAUGCUUUUAAGUUGAUCGCAUGUGCAUUUUAUUAUUAGUCCUACAAAUAUAAUUUUUAAAUAUAAAAAGACCAAAUCACUAAGUGAUGAAUGAAUUGAUUUCGUUAAUUAUAUUAAGUGAGUAAAAAAAAAUGUCUGCUCUUGAUAUUAUUUUGUGUUAAAAAUAAUGCUUUUAUUUUUAAUGUACACAUGCCAUUUUGCCUAAUGUUAUUAUAAAUUAUAAUAUUAUAUUGCUUUAAAAGCACCAAUUUUACAAUGCAUAGUUCUAUGACCUGUCUAUACAUUUUAUUACUUUAUUUAUUUCUAUCAUUAUUUUGUAUUGUGGUAAAUUUUACCAAAAAUAAAAAUACUAAAAUGUGCUUUA